Messenger RNA from Drepanopeziza brunnea f. sp. 'multigermtubi' MB_m1, 639 nucleotides. Lineage: Eukaryota; Fungi; Ascomycota; Leotiomycetes; Helotiales; Drepanopezizaceae. The record is from RefSeq and is a predicted model, not a curated record.
AUGCAAAAUUUAAAAGCUUAUAAACAGAUCGAGCUUAAGUCUCACCGAAUGAUAGCUAUAGAAGAGUAUAAGCUUAACGAAUUAUAUACUACUAUACCGACGAAUACGGCAAGUCAAUAUGAUCUCACUCCGCUAGCGCAACUUUCGAGACGGACUUUAUACAAGGCGGACGACGAUGAUAAGAAUGAGCUAAUGAUCUCUCGCUUUCUUUCCCCCUUCCCCUUUUAUACCGUCCCCGCGGUCCCCGCCGUCCCCGCGGUCCCCGCGGUCCUCGCCGUCCUCGCCGUCCCCGCUGCUGCCUUGCCUCUUCCUCUUUCUCUCCUUCUUUCUGCUAUAGACUUAGCAGUAAAAGAGGUUAAGAAAGAGGUAAAGGAAGAUGAAGUGAUAGAAGAUAAAGUAAUAAAGGAUUUUAAGCCCGCAACAUUCGAAGACGAAGACGACGACGAUAUGAUUGAGCUAAUGAUAUCUCGCUCUCUUUCUCUUUUUCUUUUCGUCCUUCUCGCGCUAUCGAUUCUUAUUAGCGUCCCGGCUCUUAGCCUCGCCCCGGCUCUUAUAUUCUUCGCCGCCGCCAUGUUUGCGUCCCCGCCGGCCGUUAAUGAAAAGACCCCUUUUACUAAGGCUCAACUUGAACAAGCUUAA